AUGCCGCGGCGCGGUACAGAGAUAGUGCAGCUGCCCUUGCCUCCUAAAAAGAAAACAAAGACCGUGGAGGAGGCCCCGAGUCUAGAUGCUAGUUUUUGUGACGAUGAGGCUUUGCCCCCUGGAAUUGUAUUCACCGAUGUGUUACAGAAGAAAUGGCGCAUAGGAAAACCUAUAGGCAGAGGCAGUUUUGGCAGAAUUUACUUGGCCUCAGACGACGUGGACAAAGAAGUCACAAAGUUAAAUGCUAGAUAUGUUGUUAAGAUAGAACCACAUACGAAUGGGCCACUGUUUGUGGAGAUACACUGUCUCAUUAGAACUGCACAAUCAUCACAAGUUAGGGAAUGGCGGCAACAAAAAAAACAAAAACGCUUUGGAAUGCCUGUCUAUAUUGCAAGUGGAUCAUUCACAGACGAAAACACAAAUACAAAGUACAGGUUUCUUGUACUACCACGCUAUGACAUAGACCUCCAGAAAAUUAUCUCUAGGACCAAAGUCUUAGAUCUUAAAAAUGUCCUAGUACUUGCAAUACAAAUACUAGAUGUUUUAGAGUACUUACACAAUCAAGGAUACACUCAUUCCGACAUCAAAAGUUCCAAUCUGAUGCUUGGUUUUGACGGCUCAAGAAUUGGCAAAGUCCCUGUUGUGAGACUUAUACCCUCGUUCCAGAAAGAUACGAAAGAAGUUGCCGUAUUGUCAGGUAAACACAGAAGAGCUAAAGCAACUAAAUCAAGAACUUCUAACUACUAUGAUGACGAAGACUUCAUUAUCAAAGACUACAAAAGUCCUACCAAUUCAGAAGAUAAUACGGAUAACGAUAAAAGGCUUGCUAGUGUCAAAAAGAAGUUAAGGAAAAUUCUGUCAGAUAGAGACAGUAGAACCUUGCAUAGACAUCACGCAUUUAACCUAAGACAGUUGUCUAAUUGUGUUAACUAUUCAGAUUUAAACAGCUCUGUUUGCUCAGAUCAGUCAUAUCAGAAACUGUUGGAUGAUUUUGGUGAUAAAAGCCUUAUUCGUACUACAAAAGAAUUUCAGGAGGAAUCAAGGAAACGAAAUUCUAGAGACAAAGGCGAUGCAGAUCAUCUAAAUGAGAUUUAUCAAGAAGCAGUCCUUUCACAGUCAAAUGGACAAAUAUAUUUGUUAGACUAUGGAUUGGCAUCAAAGUUCUUAGAUUCUGAAGGACGGCAUAAAGACUUUACCAUGGAUGCUAGAAAGGCACAUGAUGGAACACUAGAAUAUAGUUCAAGGGAUUCCCAUAUAGGAGCUCAUUCGAGAAGAUCAGACCUCGAAACCCUGGGUUACAAUUUACUUGAUUGGUUAACAGGAACCUUGCCUUGGAAGACAACUGAAGUGUUGUCUGAACCUGAUUUAGUUCAUGCUUUGAAGAAAAACUUUAUGAAUGAUAAAAAAACGCUUCUCAAAACGUGUUUUAAGACUGAAUUCUACCCUCAGUUUAUGGAAAAAUAUCUAGAAUACAUCACAAGCCUGGACUUUAAGGAAAAACCUGAUUAUGAUUACUGUAGAAGUUUGUUUAGAAGUGAAUUAUUGAAAAACGGUUGUACUAGUGAUAAAGAAAUGUCUUUGAACUUCAUUGAACCAUCUCUCUCUCCAAUGAGUCGUAACAAACUAUGCUAUUCAAAGAGAUUCGGAAGAAAAAAUACACCCCCUAAUUUCCUCGCGAGAAAUGGAAUCAAGAAAGCGUUCGAAAGAGAAAAUGUUUGUUCUUUUGAAAACGAUUUAAAGUUAGAACUUUUGAAACAGACGCUAAACACUUCUAGUGACGGCAUCAGAAAACCAUGCGCUUCUAGAAACUUCUUUAUAUCUGACGCUGAUUUAGUAGCCCGUCUAAAAAAGUCGCUUAUGCCGCACGAUAUUUUCGGCAAGAAGCUAUCUCCUAAAAACUUGCGUUCUAAAAAGAAACCAAUUAAAAAGCGUCGGGGUGUGAAAACUCACAGAAACAGUAUUGGUAAGUUCGGUAACUUUAUGGGAUCGGCAAGGCAGUUUACGUGGGCUGAAAUUUUAGCUGGCAACCCAGAGGAUAUAAUUCGAAAAGAACGCAACGCAGCAACGGGAACCACAGAGUAUGACGACGAUGAAACCUGCAAGUAUAGGAUCAGAAAAUUAUCGGAUGCUUCUGAAAGCAGUGAUUCUCAUUUGCAGUCACCAUUGAUGCAGAAGGAUUAUCUUCAAGAUGUAAAUUUGACUUAUGCAAUGAAGGAAGUGUUAGCGUCGUUUAAACGAAAGGUUUCAGGCAAGCCUAAAGAACCAGAAGAACCAGUAGAAGGAUUAGAGGGGUACACACCUGCUAUGAUUAAAGUGCAUAAAAUCAAAGAGAAAAGGGAAGCAAAGGAGAGGCUAGAAGCUUUGAAACAGCAGGCAACUGCUAAAAAAGAAACUGUCCAGGCUAAACCAAGAGGUAAAAGGUCUACUAAAGCCAAGCCUACUCCAAUACCCAGUUCAAGAGUUACAAGACAAAGAGGUAGUGCGGAAAGCUGUAAAUCAGUAGAAGUCGAAGAAGUUAUUCCUAAGAGUAAUAGUAAAACUAAAUCUAAAAGUAAUAAGAGAGUUGCAAAUAAAAAGCAAGAAAUAGAAGAAGACAAAGAAUUGCCCGUAGAAAGUGUGAUGUCAACACCUAGGUUCAAGAUACCAAAAAAAACACCAUCAAGAACUCGUAGCACUCCAGUUAUAAACAACAGAAGGAGGUUAAGGAGCAGUAAACGCAAAAAACAAUAA
This is a messenger RNA of Arctia plantaginis, 2730 nucleotides long. Lineage: Eukaryota; Metazoa; Arthropoda; Insecta; Lepidoptera; Erebidae. The record is from the annotation of a GenBank genome assembly.